Annulohypoxylon truncatum is the source of this 1854-nucleotide messenger RNA. RefSeq names its product tRNA synthetases class II core domain (F)-domain-containing protein. Gene Ontology annotation, molecular function: phenylalanine-tRNA ligase activity; ATP binding; tRNA binding. The transcript has 9 exons. NCBI's taxonomy places the organism in Eukaryota, Fungi, Ascomycota, Sordariomycetes, Xylariales, Hypoxylaceae. Gene Ontology annotation, cellular component: phenylalanine-tRNA ligase complex; cytosol; cytoplasm. The coding region runs from base 162 to 1715 and encodes 517 amino acids. Gene Ontology annotation, biological process: phenylalanyl-tRNA aminoacylation. The record is from RefSeq and is a predicted model, not a curated record.
AUUGACAAUGUGAGUCAAGCUUUGCAGCAUAGAACAGCUACGUACCUAUGCGACACAGUCGGGAUAACACCAAAAUUACGCAACAUUUUCUCCCAACAAUAGAAAAACACAAACCCAACGACGCAUGAAACAAAAAGACGAGAAGUCUUCCAUAAUUGAGAAUGGCGUCCUCAACGGUGAGCCCAUCCCCUUCCGGGGACCUCACUAGCCAGAUACUCCAAUCUCUCGACAAGUCCUCGCCGCUCCUGUCUGCCGAAGCCUUCCCAGCAGCUGGCUUUGUCGAGGUGAAGGCGGCCCUAGAUCGUUUAGCCUCACGCGACAUGGUCGUCUAUGAUACUAUAGAAAAGGAGGAGGCUAUACUAGAACCCGAGGGCGAGCAGAUCGCCGCCGAUGGUAGCCACGAGGCCCGCAUAUUCGAUGCCUUGCGUGCUGCUGUCGAUGGUCUCACCGUGCAGGACCUAGAGAAGACUAUCGGUGACAAAAAUGUUGUCAAGAUUGGUCAAGGAAGGGCAUUCAAGGAGAAGUGGAUAACCAAGACCAAAGAGGGCAAGUUCAAAGCCGCAAUGGACUCGAUACGAGAUGUUACCAAGGAGCAGUUGCAAACCAUUAAGGAGACACGGACAUAUCCAGACGCGAAACUACUUGCCGACUUAAAGAAGCGAAAGCUCAUCAGGAUGCAGAAGAUCAUCAGCUUCAAAAUCCACAAGGGUGCCAAAUUCGCUCUCAAAAUUCCCGAGGAAGCUACGGAUCUAACCGCCGACAUGAUUGCCACCGGCUCGUGGAAGACGGCCACAUUCAAGCCUUACAAUUUCAAGGCUUCGGGGGCAGAUCAGCACUCGGGUGCGUUGCAUCCGCUCAACAAGGUCCGUGCCGAAUUCAGGCAAAUAUUCUUCGAAAUGGGAUUUGAGGAGAUGCCUACUGACAAGUUCGUUGAAUCCGGCUUCUGGAAUUUCGAUGUCCUCUUUGUUCCACAGCAGCACCCAGCUCGUGACCUACAAGAUACCUUCUAUAUUUCUGACCCGGCAGCCGCCGAUAUACCGCGAGCAACAUCGUCCGAGGACGAGAAGGACUACGCUACCUAUUGGGAGAAUGUGAAGGCGGUUCAUCAGGAUGGCAAAUAUGGCUCGAUCGGUUACCGGUAUCCCUGGUCGGGUGAAGAGUCCUUACGGCUUGUACUACGUACCCACACGACAGCAAUCAGUGCAAACAUGCUACAUAAACUAGCAGCAAGGAAGGGACCAGAUGGGCGUCCACCUCCAGCCCGUUAUUUUUCCAUCGACAGAGUAUUCCGAAAUGAGAGCGUCGACGCAACGCAUCUUGCCGAGUUCCAUCAGGUCGAAGGGGUCAUUGCUGACAGAGACCUAACGUUGGGCGGACUCAUGGAAUUCAUGGAUAUAUUCUUUGGCAAGAUGGGCAUAACGGACCUCAAAUACAAGCCAGCAUACAACCCCUAUACUGAACCGAGCAUGGAGAUCUUCUCAUAUCACAAGGGCCUCGGAAAGCUUAUUGAGAUAGGAAACAGCGGAAUGUUCAGACCUGAAAUGCUGGAAGCAAUGGGUUUUCCAAAAGAUACACGCGUAUAUGGAUGGGGCCUUUCAUUGGAACGACCCACAAUGAUUAAGUACGGGAUCUCAAACAUUCGUGAGUUAUUAGGUCAUAAAGUAGAUCUGAAUUUCGUGCAAGGAAGCGCAGCUGUAAGGUUAGACAAGGAUUAAGUUUAAGUAGGUAAAGAAAAAAAUGUAAUUGCAAGUAUGUUAUUAAGUUCCGAGUUUUAAGGAAUUUUAUUCGAUUAUAAAAGUGAGUUAAGGUUAAUUAAUUAUAAGAAUUGAAAAUUAUUUUAAUAAGGAUAAAAAA